Soboliphyme baturini is the source of this 390-nucleotide messenger RNA. NCBI's taxonomy places the organism in Eukaryota, Metazoa, Nematoda, Enoplea, Dioctophymatida, Soboliphymatidae. The record is from the annotation of a GenBank genome assembly.
AUGUAUGCUUCAGAAUUCGCUUCAUCAACUACAGAAUCUUUAUUUGAAUCUUUAUUUUCAGGAGAUGUGAUUUGCCAACUUCUGGAAGGCCUAUCGGAAGUGUUGCAGCGGAGAAACGACGGCGAGAGAUGUUGGCGAGUGACUGCGAAGGGUAAGUCUAGAGUGCACGUGACAUUUUGCAAUACCGAUGCAAAAAAUCCUGACUGCUCGAUUCGGGUGAAGUGGCAUCAACACCCAGUGGGUGACACCAAAGGCCUUCAUUCCAUCGAUACGUUUGUCCGGAACGUGAACUUGCGGAAGCAUUUUCAAAUAGAAGAUUUCGAUGACGAGUUCUUCGACAACGUUCUGCAGUUGCUGUUCAACCAAAACGGCCUUAGAGGAAGAAGCUGA